Messenger RNA from Lachnellula hyalina, 414 nucleotides. It is a transcript of the gene yjgF, whose product is annotated as 2-iminobutanoate/2-iminopropanoate deaminase. The transcript has 3 exons. NCBI's taxonomy places the organism in Eukaryota, Fungi, Ascomycota, Leotiomycetes, Helotiales, Lachnaceae. Gene Ontology annotation, molecular function: deaminase activity. Gene Ontology annotation, cellular component: cytosol; mitochondrion. The record is from RefSeq and is a predicted model, not a curated record. Bases 1 to 414 code for a protein of 137 amino acids.
AUGUCUGAUCCAAGAACUCCUAUUCUUACCAACAAUGCACCAAAACCUCUUCCUGGGAUCUACUCCCAGGCUAUCGUAGCCCAUGGCUUUGUAUACUGCUCGGGUAGCGUCCCAAUGGACCCUGUCUCUAUGAAAAUCAUCGACGGUGAUAUCCAAGCACAUACACAUCAAUGCAUCAAGAACCUCUCUGCCAUUCUUGAAGCAGCCGGAUCAAGCAUAAAACAUGUCGUCAAAGUAAAUGUAUUCCUAGCGGAUAUGGAUGAUUUCUCGAAAAUGAAUGAGGUGUACAUGACCUACUGGGGAGAUGUUAAACCUUGCCGGACGUGUGUUGCGGUGAAGACGUUGCCUCAUAAGACGGAUGUGGAGAUUGAGUGUACCGCUGUGCAGGUUAAUGAAGUAGUUGAAAAGGAAUAA